GUCUGCAUAGCUCACUCACCGUCACCAUGAGUUCAAUCAUCUACGAUCCCUACUUCUCUUCAUACAAACGGCGAUAUGUGGAAACGAGUCCCCGGGUCCACAUCUCUGGAGUGCGCAGCAGCUAUGGGGGCCCCCGAUCCAUCUACUCCAGCUACUCAGCCCCAAUCACCUCAGUGUCGGUCAGACGCUCCUAUGGCACCUCAGCUUCAGCCCCAUCUCUCAUGCCAGCCUUGGACUUCGACGUGAGCCAGGCUACUCAGGUGAGCAAUGAGUUCAAGUCCAUCCGAACCCAGGAGAAAGCCCAGCUGCAGGACCUGAAUGACCGCUUUGCCAGCUUCAUCGACAGAGUGCACGAGCUGGAGCAGCAGAACAAGGUGCUGCAGGCAGAGCUGCUGCUGCUGAGGCAGAAACACAUGGAGCCAUCCCGUCUGAAAGCCCUUUAUGAGCAGGAGAUCAGGGACCUCCGCAUGGCCGUGGACGACGCCAAGAACGAGAAACAGGCCAUGCACAAUGAAUGGGAGAACAUGGAAGACAUGCUGAGGACCCUCCAGAGCCGCUACGAGGAAGAGGUGCUCACCCGAGAGGAGACGGAGGGGAGGCUGGUGGAGGUGAGGAAGAGUGCUGAUGAGGCUGCCUUAUCCCGCACCGAGCUGGAGAAGCGCAUCGAAUCCUUGAUUGAUGAGAUUGCUUUCCUCAAGAAGAUCCAUGAGGAGGAGAUCGCUGAGCUCCAAGCCCAGAUCCAGUAUGCUCAGACCUCCAUCGAGAUGGAAGUCACCAAGCCUGACCUCUCGGCCGCCUUGAGGGACAUUCGGGCGCAGUACGAGAAACUGGCAGCCAAGAAUAUGCAAUCUGCCGAAGACUGGUUCAAGAGCAAAUUCACCACUCUGACCGAGAGCGCAGCUAAAAACAGCGAUGCCAUACACAUGGCCAAGAACGAGAUGGGCGAGUAUCGUCGCCAGAUCAAGUCCAGGACCCUGGAGAUCGAAGCCUGCCGCAGCAUUAACGAGGCCAUGGAGAAUCAACUGCAAGACCUGGAGGAGAAACAGACUAGAGAGAUUGCAGCCAUGCAGGACACAAUCAGCCAGUUGGAAAACGAACUGAGAAACACAAAGAAUGAGAUGGCUCAUUAUCUCAAGGAAUACCAGGACCUACUCAACGUCAAGAUGGCUCUGGAAAUUGAAAUUGCAGCAUACAGGAAGCUGUUGGAAGGGGAGGAGACUCGCUUCAGUGUGGGCGGGAUGCUCAGCAGUCUGUCUCAGAGCGCUGCUCCGGUGUUCAGCCGCUCUGUGUACUCCAUGCAGAGCAGCAGCCCCUAUCUGAUGAGCAGCCGCUUGCUGGGCUCCGCCUACUCCUCCAGCCAUACCCAGGAAGUAGAGGAGGCCAUCGAGGCCAGCAAGGCAGAAGAGGCCAGGGAGGAACCCCCAGAGGAAGAGGGGGAAGAGGGGGAAGAGGAGGCUGAGGGCGAGGAGGAAGGUGGUGAUGAAAAGGGGGGAGAUGCUGAGGAGGAAGGCGGAGAGGCUGAAGCUGGAGAUGAGGAAGAAGGGGAUGCAGAGGGUGGUGAGGAAGAGGAGGAUGGGAAGAAUGUAGAGGAGAAAGAGGAGAGUAAAGAGAAGAAGUAACGUCGCGAGAAACCAUCCAGAAACCAAGGAAGAAAUGUCACCAAAUAAACAGAUACUCUGUUUCAAGCUCAGUAUUCCUGUCAGAGGUGGCACUGUGUUUUCUCUUUGCAAAAUGAGUACAUAUAAAUAAAAUGCCCCCAAUGCUUGCAGAGAUCCCUGCUGAAUCGCUAUAAAAGAAUACGCAUGGUUACCUGUGUGUGUGAGUGGGUACAAGCUCUCAUCAGUCUGCAUAACUCAAUAUGUGCAUAAAAAAGGAUUUACUGUACUGUACUGUAUGUAUCUCUAAAAACUAUACACCAAAUGCACACAAUGUGCAAGGAUAUUCACUACAGUGAAAAAGAAUGUUCUUGGUUCCUGCAGUCAGAUACCAAUAAAGACUGAAAAACUGCA
This is a messenger RNA of Polyodon spathula (Mississippi paddlefish), 2009 nucleotides long. RefSeq names its product neurofilament light polypeptide-like. Lineage: Eukaryota; Metazoa; Chordata; Actinopteri; Acipenseriformes; Polyodontidae. Bases 27 to 1619 code for a protein of 530 amino acids. Gene Ontology annotation, cellular component: intermediate filament; postsynaptic intermediate filament cytoskeleton; cytoplasm. Gene Ontology annotation, biological process: neurofilament bundle assembly. The record is from RefSeq and is a predicted model, not a curated record. Gene Ontology annotation, molecular function: structural constituent of postsynaptic intermediate filament cytoskeleton. The transcript has 4 exons.